AUUAUGAAAACCUGUUGCUGUGGUUUCUGGUGUUUCCCGUGCAUGCAGUGCCAGACUGCCAGUAAGCACGGCUGGUGUUGCCUCAUGCCGUGCCUGGACUUCUGCUGCGUGGUGUCCUGCGUCCUCCGCUCCUCCAUCAGAGAGCGCUACGCCAUCCCUGGCUCGUGCUGCAACGACUGCUGUAACAUCUUCUGGUGUUACCCGUGUGUCUGGUGCCAGAUGAACCGCGAGCUGAAGAGCAGAGGCCCGCUGUGGCGGCCCACUGAAACUGUGGUCACCACACAAGCCUGGAUUUAAGAUGCAAACUGUCUUUUUUGUGUGUUUUCUUUGCAUUUGUGACGUUUAACCCAUGAGGUCUGUUCUGUCAUGGAGCCUCAACGCUUAUGUUCCACAGUUCAUUUCAGAGGUGCCUUGCAAUGCUCAAAGAAGAUGUUCGGUUCGUUUAAUAAUGCUGUUUAAACAUGUUCAUGCUCCACUUAAGUAAUUGGACUCAAUUAAUUUGAUUCUCUUGAAGUAAUAAAAAUAUUUGGUUCAGCACAAAG
This is a messenger RNA of Salarias fasciatus (jewelled blenny), 542 nucleotides long. RefSeq names its product cornifelin homolog B-like. Lineage: Eukaryota; Metazoa; Chordata; Actinopteri; Blenniiformes; Blenniidae. The transcript has 4 exons. The coding region runs from base 4 to 297 and encodes 97 amino acids. The record is from RefSeq and is a predicted model, not a curated record.